Molecule: messenger RNA, 1145 nt
Organism: Bemisia tabaci
Lineage: Eukaryota; Metazoa; Arthropoda; Insecta; Hemiptera; Aleyrodidae
Gene: Sod2
Product: superoxide dismutase 2
Biological process (GO): superoxide metabolic process
Cellular component (GO): mitochondrion
Molecular function (GO): superoxide dismutase activity; manganese ion binding
Source: RefSeq, a predicted model, not a curated record
AUCACUAAAUCACUAAAAUUUUGGUCCAGUUUUGUCAGUGGUCAGGGUUUUCACCGGGGUGAGAAAUUUCGGCAUCACUCUCUUUACGUGAAAUAUUUCCGUGCCUAACUUUUAAUUCCUCAUUAUUAUUGCAAGAAACCGUCAACAUGUUUGCGUGCUCCAAAAAAAUUGCUUCCUCUCUUGCCAGCAGUCGAACCUGCAUGAAUGUUGUCAACCGAUCUAUGUCAGAUAAAGCAACUCUACCAAAGUUACCAUUUGGUUAUAAAGACCUUGAACCUGUGAUUUCUGGUGAAAUUAUGGAGCUUCAUCAUUCCAAGCAUCAUGCAGCCUAUGUUACGAAUUACAAUGUCGCACUCGAAAAACUUCAGGAAGCUACAGCGAAAAAUGAUGCAAAUGCUAUCGUCACAUUAGGCCCAGCCCUUAAGUUUAAUGGAGGUGGGCAUAUCAAUCACUCAAUCUUCUGGACUGUUCUAUCAAAAGAUGGUGGAAAACCCUCCGAUGAUCUUCUGGCAGCAAUCAAUCGAGAUUUUGGAAGCUUGGACAACCUUAAAACCCAAUUGCAGACUGCGUCAAAUGGUGUUCAAGGCUCAGGCUGGGGAUGGCUGGGAAUUAACAGUCAGACUAAGAAAUUGCAAGUGACUACCACCGCUAAUCAAGAUCCACUUCAAGCCACAACUGGCUUGAUACCUUUGUUUGGAAUUGAUGUUUGGGAACACGCCUACUACCUGCAGUACAAAAACGUCCGCCCCUCAUACACCAAAGCUAUUUUGGACAUCGUCAACUGGAGUGAAGUAUCGCGUAGAUAUUCAGCAGCUGUUUAGGUAGCCAUCAUUAAAACCUUUCCUCGAUAGACUAUUUUUCAUACUUUUUCCUGAUCAUCGGAACUGAUUUUUCACCCCUGCUUUCUUGUUUAUUUAUCCUAUAUCCUUGUUACUAUAGAUGUAUAAUUUGUAAAUUAAGUGUAAUAAAUCAAUCACUCCUGUUUUAUCCAAGAUGAAGCAGAGCUACUGUGUAUCCAGUUUUCUCACAAUCUGUUCUGUUCUAGUUGAGGGAGCACCUGUGAAAUAAGACUUGUUAGAACUUUGAGAUUCCUCCUUGUUGAAAAUUAAUUUAAGUACAUUACAAUAAAAUUUGUAAAAUAGAAA